UCACACCGUUAUGCAUAACCUCUACAAAGCUGUCAUUAUUUCUUAUAUUAUUAUUUUGAUUUGGAAUAUUUGUUUUUACUUUCCAGCUGUAUUUUAGCUCCGUUCUGAGUGAAUAAUAUGUUAGAAAUAAGUGGAAAUUGAACAAUCAAUUAUGUGGUUUCUAACAUUUAUUAGUUACAUGGCAAUGUUGAUACAAAUUAUAUUUGUAACCAUAGCAAUAGCCGCUGGACUCUAUUAUAUAGCUGAAUUAGUAGAAGAGUACACAACUAUAGCAAAAAAGGUCAUAUGGUGGAUGAACUCUAUUACUUUAAUACUCUAUAUAUUACUAUGGAUCUUCGAAAGUUUUCCAGUUACAAUGAUAAUUUUUGGACUGUUAGCUCAAUUAUCCCAUUAUAUGAUAUUGAGAAAUUUUCCAUUUUUCUCUUUUAUAUCAUUAGGAUUUGUGACAGCUGUACUAUUUGUCAUCAUUAAUCAUUAUCUCGCCUUCGCCUAUUUUGCUUCUGUUUACCAUCCAUUUUCAGAGGUCUUAGCAUAUUUCACCUUAUUCCAGUGGUUAGUACCAUUCGCACUAUUUGUGUCUUUAUCAGCCAAUGAUAAUGUUCUGCCCACUAGCAUAGAUGGACGAGAUGGAGAUGUAGUUUCAAAUUAUUUCUCCAAAAGGAAUAAAAAGUAUGGACUUCUCUCCUUAUUUACCUUUGCAAAAGAAGCUUUGUUGCCUAUGCGAACUAAAAAAGGGUUUUGAAAAUAAAUGUUCCCAUGCAACCAACAUAUUAGGAUGAAGAUCCUUCACUGUAUAUUGUACAUACCUAUCAUAAUCC
This is a messenger RNA of Phaedon cochleariae (mustard beetle), 818 nucleotides long. The record is from the annotation of a GenBank genome assembly. Lineage: Eukaryota; Metazoa; Arthropoda; Insecta; Coleoptera; Chrysomelidae.